Molecule: messenger RNA, 2518 nt
Organism: Mercurialis annua (annual mercury)
Lineage: Eukaryota; Viridiplantae; Streptophyta; Magnoliopsida; Malpighiales; Euphorbiaceae
Product: rhamnogalacturonan I rhamnosyltransferase 1
Exons: 8
Coding region: 597-2141 (514 amino acids)
Cellular component (GO): cytoplasm
Source: RefSeq, a predicted model, not a curated record
UUUUUAACCAUGGGGUUCAAUUUUACGUGGCAGUAAAAAGGUAAAAUUGUAAACAACAAGACUCACGCCUUAAUCAAAGGCCAUUUCUGUUGCUAUUAAAUUGCUGAUUUUAUUUCUAUCUAUCCUCUCUAUCUCCACCCUCAUUUUCCGACAUGUUUUCCGGCAACCGCUCGCCGGCGAAUAACAAAUCUCCACUAACCUCUCCACUUCUCACUCUUUAAACUUUUUUGAAAUAAUACAUUAUCUCUUUAAAUACAUUUCUUUCAAAAAUGAAAAACUCAUUUAUACAAAUAUGAAAAAUGAGUUAUUUUUUACUUGGCUAGCUUCUUAAAUUCUUGCGUAUAAUUUCUGGGUUUGUUUUGUUUCUUAAAAAUGACAAGAUUAGGUGUGUGUUUGUACUUUUUUCUUAUAAUUUAAAGAUUUGGUGAUGACACAAUAUGAAGCAAGCUGAUUAUUUUAAUUAUCAAGAGAAGGUUUUUUUAUAUUUUCAAGGCAGUUUUUAAUUAAUUAACAUUAGGAAUCUCCAUACUUUUCUGGUACAAGGGAUCAAGUGGUUAAGUGGGUUUGGAGAAUUGGAGGCAAAAAGUGAAAAAAAGAUGUUAAAAAUGUGUAAGCAAGAGAAGAAUGUGAAGGAAUGGCAAGUGAAAGUGAAGGUGUUGGGAGAUGGGAAAGUUGAAAAGUUAAAGAAUUCAGUGGUUUCAUUGUCACCUUCAUCAUCAAGGUCUCAUAGUUCAAUGAAGCUUUGGAUUUUAAGGGCAAUUACCACUGCUUGUUUAUGGACCUGUGUUGUUCAAUUGAUGGCAUUAGGUGAGAUUUGGGGUCCUAGAUUGUUGAAAGGCUGGCCUUCUUGUUUUAGUCAUCCUGAUCAAAUUGCUCAGUUAUCUUCUCUUCCUGCUAAAGUUGUUCAUCCUCCUAAGAGGGUUUAUAAGAAUAAUGGCUAUCUUAUGGUUUCCUGCAAUGGAGGACUCAACCAAAUGCGAGCAGCAAUAUGUGACAUGGUUGUUAUUGCAAGACAUCUAAAUGUAACUCUUGUUGUCCCAGAAUUGGAUAGAACCUCAUUUUGGAAUGAUCCGAGUGAGUUCCAAGACAUAUUUGAUGUUGAUCAUUUCAUCACUUCCUUGAGAGACGAGGUUCGUAUUUUGAAAGAGUUACCGCCUAGGAUCAAAAGACGGGUUGAAUUGGGGAUGUUCCACUCGUUGCCACCGAUUAGUUGGUCGAACAUAUCUUAUUACCUCCAUCAGAUUCUACCUUUGGUGAAGAAGUACAAAAUCGUACAUUUGAAUAAAACAGAUGCUCGUCUUGCUAACAACGGACUACCUCUUGCGAUUCAAAAGUUACGCUGUCGCGUAAAUUUUAAUGCUCUGAGGUUUACGCCACAGAUAGAAGAAUUAGGCCGAAGAGUUGUGAGAAUUUUGAGGGAGAAAGGUCCCUUCCUGGUCCUUCAUCUGAGAUAUGAAAUGGAUAUGUUGGCUUUCUCAGGUUGCACUCAAGGUUGUAACUAUGAGGAGGUCGAGGAACUGACAAGAAUGAGGUAUGCAUACCCCUGGUGGAAGGAAAAAGUUAUAAAUUCCGAUAUGAAAAGGAAAGAAGGGUUGUGUCCUUUGACACCUGAGGAAACUGCUCUGAUAUUAAGCGCAUUAGGCGUUGAUCACAAUGUUCAAAUAUACAUUGCUUCUGGAGAAAUAUACGGUGGACGAAGAAGAAUGGAGACUUUGGUAGCAACUUUCCCUAACGUGGUUAGGAAAGAAACUCUGCUGGAAUCAUCGGAUUUGAAGUUUUUCCAGAAUCACUCGUCUCAAAUGGCAGCAUUGGAUUAUCUCGUCUCCCUGGAGGGCGACGUAUUUGUUCCUACAUAUGAUGGAAAUAUGGCUAAAGUCGUUGAAGGCCAUCGCAGGUUCUUAGGAUUUAAGAAGACUAUUUCUCUAGACAGAAAGCUUCUAGUUGGUCUAAUAGAUCAAUACAACAAAGGAUCAUUGAGCUGGGAUGAGUUAUCUACUAUUGUUAAAGAAACUCAUGCGGAUCGAAUGGGGAGUCCGAAAAGUCGAGCUGUCAUGUCAGAUAAACCGAAGGAAGAGGAUUAUUUCUAUGCCAAUCCACAUGAGUGCUUGCAAUUGUUAGAUGAGCCAUUGAGUAAUACAUGAUCUGAGUCAUGCCAAAGACAUGGCCAUCUUUAGUUGUGCAUAUAAGUAUUUAUCAAAGAAAAUUACUGCAUAAAUGCUUAAUACAGAGGCUUUUGAUUCCGUUUACGGAAUCAAGUUGGAAGGAGGGAGCCUCAGUCUGGCAUUUCCUCACGAGCAUUUUCAGAAUAUUUAUAAUAACUCAUUUUUGAAUAACCUGAAUUUGUAUAGAGUGGAAGAACAAGCCAUUGUUGAGGGCUAAUAUUUAGUUAGCUGAAUUUGAAAGGACAGUGAAAAAUGUUGGAGACAUGGAACUUUGGGAUGUGGAAGCAUUUUCCACACUUCUCUCUUGUAAUGAUUUAUUUCAAAAAUUCAAGAGAAACUACAGUCCUCUCUACUUC